This is a messenger RNA of Diachasmimorpha longicaudata, 1941 nucleotides long. Its product is annotated as probable inactive tRNA-specific adenosine deaminase-like protein 3. The record is from RefSeq and is a predicted model, not a curated record. Gene Ontology annotation, cellular component: nucleus; cytoplasm. Gene Ontology annotation, molecular function: tRNA-specific adenosine-34 deaminase activity. NCBI's taxonomy places the organism in Eukaryota, Metazoa, Arthropoda, Insecta, Hymenoptera, Braconidae. The coding region runs from base 152 to 1306 and encodes 384 amino acids. The transcript is spliced from 2 exons.
CAGUGUGUUUACCCCCCCGUAUUUCUCGUCGGGCAUCGGUGUGGAAUCAGUUGUUCCUGGGAGAAGUGUCUUGUGUUGAGUUUGACAAAUAUCUACUGACAGAGAUACCUCAAUUCAUCGAUAUAUCGACACCCAAUCAGGUGGAGAAGGAAUGACAGGGAUAUUGGAGAAGAAGCCACGACUGCAGAGUGAUGAAGACAUCCAGAUAACGGUGAAAAAUUUGGUUACUCCGAAGGCAAUUGUUGGAAAAGAAUUCCUGGAUGAUGUAGCUCUACGCGAGGCAUUCAUCGGUGUCUUGAAGCACAAAAAGGACAUUGCUGUUGCAUUGAAAGCAAUAACGAGUAUUUUGCCAGGAUGUGGCCACCUGAAACGAUGCUCAGGCAGUCGAUUGUUUCUGGCAUUGGUGAAGACCCCGGAGAAUCCGGGGAAACCAUCGGACUCGUCGUUCGCCUCGGCCGAUGAACUCAAGACAUUUCUCAUCGCCAAAAAUGUCAAUUUAAAUCUCUUCAGGGAGAAUUUCGAGAUCGUCAAAGUCCCGGAGAGAUCACCGCGUACUAGAGCCCAAUUUACGAAGACAUCACAAGCCUGGCCAGUGAAUUUCCAUCCUGAUGCAUUGAUUGAGGUCACUAUAAAUGGAAAUUUUUUCCACUCCAAACAACUCGAAGUUAUAGAAUCUUGUAUGAGAGUGUGCAUUGCAGCUGCCAAGAAAACAGCUAUUGGAAAUAACCAUUGCAAUGGUUCAGCGGUAAUUUUGGAUCCUGAUGACGAGGGAAUCAGUAGAAUAUUGGCGGUGAGCACUGCCCGAGUCAAUGAGCAUCCGAUGUGGCAUGCUGCGAUGCUAGUUGUGGACCUGGUGGCUAGAAUUAGAGGUGGAGGAGCUUGGAAUCUCUCAAACGAAGUCACGCCUGAAGAGGGAGGAGCCGAUAGGAAGCGGGAAUUUUUGUCUGACUGCCCUAUGGUCUACCCUGAAUCACUGAAAUCCAUUAGUAUUCCUCAAUUCAGCCAUUCGGUCGCUCCACAAUCAAAGGAGAAGUCGUCAGAAGACGAGAAGAAGUGCCCUUAUUUGUGCACAAAUUACUGGAUUUUCCUUCUGAAGGAGCCCUGCCCUCUCUGUGCAAUGGCCCUCCUUCAUUCGAGAGUAUCAAUGAUAUUUUAUGGUGACUCGAACAAUUCCUGUGGUGUUCUGGGUUCCAAUGCUCUGAUGCAUACUCUCCCGGGUCUAAAUCAUCGGUACAAAGUGUGGUCAAGUGUACUUGAGGCUGAAUGCAAAAGUGCAGCCGAGUGCCUAAGUGUGAUUGAACAUUAGCAUUAUUUAACUGGUAUAUCUAGUAAUAAAUGGGAUCAAUGAAUGAAAAUCAUACCGAUUAUCUCAUGAGUGAGUCUAUUCAAUGUCAACGAAAAUUACAUUUGCUCCAUUUGAAUGUCGACUCACGUCACCUAGCAAUUACCAUCAUCACACAAAUACCGUGAUUAACAAAAUAGGCUGGACAGAUUGAAACUGAAGUACAAAAGAUACAAAUUCCCCCUGGCUAACUCCCAUUUCCAUGAUUUUCAUCUCCUAAAGAUUGAGAUGUAACUCUAUCACGUUAUCCAUUACAUUCGUAAUUUGUACAAUAUCCCGGUGCAAAUGACAAUGAUCAGAGGUGACAUUGAGGUUUUGCACUUGGUGUUUAGAGGAUAACUGUGCUCAUGUUAACCGCGCGUGGCAGAGAUCUUUAAAAUUGUUAUUGGCAUUCAAGCGAUGAGCGUACGUAAUCGACCCCAAGUGAUUGACAUCAAUUGUCAGAGACAGUGAAUUUUUACGCAUGGGGAUUUGCUACUGCUCUAUACGCAAUAUAAUAUUUAAGAACUGAAAUUCGUGGAUACGCAUGUAACUGAUAGUUAAUGAAAUAAUUUUGUAUUUGAAUAAAGUAAUUGCAUUCUAACUGCAAAAAAGUACAA